AUGGAAGAUCAGCAUCCCUCGUCUCCGACGGCCCCCAACGACUCUCCAGGACCGCCUGGUGAUGAGGCGCUUCCAUCCCCGGAGGCCGCCCUUAUCCUCGACCGAAUCAAGACUUACCAACGGGCGCCAACCGCCCUUCCAGCGUGGCUGGAACAUGUCAAGCAGGACCAACAUGGCUCCGCAGCCAGGACCUUCUACGAGCAGGGCGGAUUCGCAGCCUGGUUUGGUUAUUCCCUCCUCAAGCAUGCUGCCGACCACCAAACCUCCUUUGCGGGCAAGGCAGCCUGCAAGCACCUCGUUUCCCGCCUAAACGAUAGCACCGCAGAUUAUCAAAGACGACUAGCCACGGAGGUGAUUGAGCGUCUUCCAGAACGCGACAAGAGAAGGAUCAAAGCCCUGCACAGGAAGCUUGAACUAGGUCGGACACAGAAGAUGCUGCCCGGGCAGCACCGGAGCAAGAGGCAACGUGUGACCGACGAUGAUUCCGUAUCACCCUCGCCAGCACCAGAACCAACUGUCACGUUGAGUCCGAUUCGGGCUCCCUCGGUAAGGGAGCAAGCAACGGCCCAUUUCACGCUCGAUAACUUCUUCUUUCGCCACGACGACAUUCUUGUCAAUGCCUCUCUUGAAUCAGUUCGCAAAUUGUUCCCAGAAGAUCUGUCAAACUCGAUCGGAAUACUUCCUCAGCCAAACAUCGAAAACAAGGCGAUAGCUGCUUUGUCCAUGUCAUUUCCUCGCGAGUCGUCCAACGAGACGCAGGUCUGCCAGAUGGCCUUGGAGAUAACACAGGAUAGGAUACAACAUUUCGCCAUGGAGUGGAUGACGUGA
Molecule: messenger RNA, 828 nt
Organism: Fusarium vanettenii 77-13-4
Lineage: Eukaryota; Fungi; Ascomycota; Sordariomycetes; Hypocreales; Nectriaceae
Exons: 3
Coding region: 1-828 (275 amino acids)
Source: RefSeq, a predicted model, not a curated record